This is a messenger RNA of Acanthosepion pharaonis, 1785 nucleotides long. The record is from the annotation of a GenBank genome assembly. Lineage: Eukaryota; Metazoa; Mollusca; Cephalopoda; Sepiida; Sepiidae.
AUGAGCUUUACGUAUGGCACUGCGAUCGAUGAUAAGCCGGUGGUGGUCAAUAGUGACCAUGCUAGUAAUGGUGGUUACAGUCAGGACAAAACAUUUAAUGUCACACAUGCAGCAGAUGCUACCGGUAAGGCCCUCCAACCUCAACUGGAUGUUAAUAGUAAGGAUGAUACCCACCAACUGGAGAGUGGUUUUGUCUCUCAGAUGUACAAUGAAAACACCGUGAAAAAGACCAAGUCUUGCCUUCGCAAGUUAACUGGAUUUUUCAUGUCUAAAGGUGAAAGCCGUCCUUUGGAGCAUAUCCCUUCUGAUGAACUUGAUUCGCUACUUUGCUCAUUUUUUAAAGAAGCACGUAAAUUGGAUGGUGAUGAAUUUGAGCCAAUGUCACUGGGUGCCUUUCAGUGUGCCCUGGAUCGGUAUCUCCGCCAGCAUAAAUACCCCUGCGACAUCCUCUCAGAUCACAAGUUCGCCUUGUCUCGGGGUGUUCUCAUUGCCCGCAAAAAGGAACUCAGAAGCAAGCAGUUGCGGAAAGAAAAUGAAAGAAAAGCUGUCCAUGUCAAUGGUAACCAGCAAGAGAUUAUUGAUUGUACAGUGCAAUUUUGUGAUAGUUUGCCUAACCCGAAAACUGACCAAAUAGAAUUGGCAUCAGGUGCCAAUGUUAGAAAGACAGUGAAUAUUGCCAGUAUUCAAGAUCCUAAAAGAAUGGUCACAGAGGCCAAACAGCCAGAAGUGGAACCAGUAACAGUUCCUACCCAAGUACCACAGAAUCUGGAGAAAGUCUAUGAAAGUUCCUCCCAACCCCACAUGCGUAAUGUUCUGACUGUGCGUAAAACUAUUUCCUGUAUACGAAGGAUGACUGCUUUCUUUUGUGAAAAAGGUGAAGAACGUCCAGUUGAACAGAUUCCUCCCAACGAAUUAGACAAAUUGUUAUGCUCUUUCUUUCGAGAGGUCAAGAAGCUGGAUGGUGGAGAGUUUGAACCAAUGUCUCUCAGUGCUUUCCAAUGUGCCCUUGACCGUUACCUGCGUGAUAAAAAUUACCCAUAUAACACCCUGACGGAUGUAGACUUUGCCUUGAGCCGAAGUGUUUUGAAUGCAAAGAAGAAAGAGUUGAAAGAACUGAGUAAGGGAAAAAAACCAAAUUCUACAUUUGAGCUGACCCAAGAGGAAGAAGAUGCCUUGUGGAAAGACGGCAGUCUUGGUUGUAUCACAAAUGCCUCAUCUUUACAAAGAACAGUCUGGUACUUUAAUCGCAAAUUGCUAGGUCUGAAGUGCAACCAAGAAUCAUAUGAACUCAAAUGGGGUGAUUUACAGCUGAAAUCGGACCCCUUAAAAGGGGAAUACCUAGUUUAUAAUGAGCGGAUUCAGAAAGCCAGGUCAGUGCCUCCAUUGACAGCAAUGUCGGGACCAAAGUCAGAUGGCAACAACAAUAACAUGUGCAUAAUCUGGCCAGAUCAUAAACGAUUGGAUCGAUGCCCAAUCCGUUUCUACAGAGAAUUUGCUAAGCGAAGACCACACUCUGCCUGCCUACCAGAUUCCCCAUUUUAUCUAUCUGUCAAACUGAAGAGAAUGCCAGAUGACCAAAUUUUCUAUAAGAAUUGCAACCUGGGAAUCCACAGCCUUGAAAAAAUGCUGAAACUCGUCAAUUUACUGCCAAAUCCGGUUACUGACAGAACAUUAAAUACAGGAAGCAACAAUGCAAGUGUUUGUGACCAACCUCAUCAAUACCACAAGAAGUCGUAUAAUAAACCAGAUCUUCCUAAUUCAACAGCUGUAAGUUAUCUUGCCUAA